UAAUGCCGAUUUCCAAGGGCUAGAACUGUCACUUUAAGUGUACGUACUAUUUUCAAGGCACAAAAAUACCCUCUCUUCGCGAAGUGUGUCUGAGAGAGAGAGAGAGAGCGAUGGAGGGCGACGUCGAGAUGGCGGCGGAGGAGGAAGGGGCUGCCGUUGAGCUGGAUGACAUGAAGAAGAGGCUGAAGGAGAUGGAGGAUGAAGCGGCUGCGCUUCGGGAAAUGCAGGCGAAAGUCGAACAGGAGAUGGGUGCAGUUCAAGAUCCUGCUGCUGCUGCAGCUAAUCAGACAAAUAGGGAAGAAGUGGAUUCUCGAUCAGUUUUUGUUGGCAAUGUGGAUUAUUCAUGUACACCGGAGGAAGUGCAGCAGCAUUUCCAGUCUUGUGGUACAGUGAAUAGAGUAACUAUUAGGACUAACAAGUAUGGACAACCAAAAGGAUAUGCAUAUGUUGAGUUCCUUGAACCUGAAGCUGUAGAGCAAGCUAUUCUUCUGAAUGAAUCUGAACUGCACGGUCGCCAAUUGAAGGUAUCCGCCAAGAGGACCAACGUCCCAGGCAUGAAGCAAUUCCGCCCCCGGCGCUCCAAUCCCUAUAUGGGCUUUCGAUCUAGGACGCCAUACAUGCCUGCUCCAUACAUGUACUCUCCUUAUGGAUAUGGGAAAGUUCCCAGGUUUAGAGUACCCAUGAGAUACAGCCCUUACUUCUGAGCCUCAAGUUUAAACUUACUGCUCCUGGAUAUUUCAUGUACUUCACCUUUGAAUGUUUUUUCCCUCUUCUUUCUAUGUGAUGUGUUGUGAUUGGCAGUGAUAGUGAAGCUUUUAGUGAAAUCACAUUAAUCAAUAUCUGUAAUUAUGAUCAUUGCCUUCUUACCCAUA
This is a messenger RNA of Sesamum indicum (sesame), 872 nucleotides long. RefSeq names its product polyadenylate-binding protein 2. The record is from RefSeq and is a predicted model, not a curated record. Gene Ontology annotation, molecular function: poly(A) binding. NCBI's taxonomy places the organism in Eukaryota, Viridiplantae, Streptophyta, Magnoliopsida, Lamiales, Pedaliaceae.